AUGGAAGGCAUGGCCACGAGCAAAACGACGACUCCACCAACCAUUGAGAAGCGGGCAGAAAAAUUUCCGGAAGAAUUGCCGAUGGAGAACGACUUCGAAUUUGUCGAAUACUAUUACUGGAUCGUUAUUGUCACGGGAACUCCAGGCAUCGAAAAAUCUGUCUUUUUCGGAUAUUUUCUUCAGGCACUUCAGAUCAAAACCCUACGCAACCAUCAUAACCGCUUCGUUUUCGAAGACAUCGGUAUUGAUGCAAGUCGUCGUAUUUCGAGGUGAAGUGCUUGUAAUGGCAUCCGAACAAGCAUAUGACUUUAUUGCCGAUAUGCAAAAUGAAGCCGAGAAGCGUGUGGAUGAAGUGUGUUCUGGUACGAUGGACCACCAAAGGUCCGCCAAUAAAGCCUUCCAAGAUGGUUUGCUUUACCAGCCCGAACAAAAAUUGGC
Molecule: messenger RNA, 438 nt
Organism: Phytophthora nicotianae INRA-310
Lineage: Eukaryota; Oomycota; Peronosporomycetes; Peronosporales; Peronosporaceae
Exons: 3
Coding region: 1-273 (90 amino acids)
Source: RefSeq, a predicted model, not a curated record